Molecule: messenger RNA, 1876 nt
Organism: Chara braunii
Lineage: Eukaryota; Viridiplantae; Streptophyta; Charophyceae; Charales; Characeae
Source: the annotation of a GenBank genome assembly
GGUAUCGGGGGGUGUUUUUCAAGUACGUUAGGGGGAGGGGCCGACAGGGUGCACAUAGCAAGAUGCUAGCGACAAAGCGCAAAGAGUUUGAUGAUAGAAAGAAGUUGCAAGCAGAGGGGGCGAGGUUACACAGCGAGCUGCAUGCACAAAAGGAAAAACAAGCGGCUACUGAAGAAAAACUCGCCCUCCUAACUGAAACAGUUCUCCAUACGAAACAGGAAGUUGCUGCAAUCAAUAGGACCUUGCAGAAAGUUGAAACAAAUCAACUGGAAUUUGAAAAUGUAUGGAACAUUUUUUUGCAGAAGUCCGCCAAGGACGUAGAUCUGCACAUUCAGUCCUAUAUCAACAAACUAGAUGAUCAUCCCACUCGAACCUUCACUCCCGCCGUGAUUGAGAGAAUAGUGCAGGGCAGCGGCGGAGGAGGAGGUGGUGACGGAGACGGGGAUGGAGGCGACGGAGAUAAGAAAGGAAAGGGAAGACAGGGAGAAGAAGGAGCUGGGACCAACAACAAAAUUAAAGUUAAAAUUCCAUGGACGUACACCGACAAAAGGGAAGAAAGCGUGUUGCAUUGGAUGGCGGUUGUAGAGUCUUAUGUCUACGGACAAUGGAUUCCCUAUUGGGAUAGGGUCUUGAUGGCCACUUCGUGCAUGGCUGGUGACGCGAUGAGUUUUGCCAUCUCGUUACAAAAGGAAGCAGGAUGUAGUUCGAUGGUAGAGUUUUCCCAACAAACCCGUAUUGAAGACUUUCUCAAAGCCGUCAGGGAGAGGUUCGAAGAUAAGAAUCUCGCCCGAAGAACAGAAAUGUUAAUCUUGAACCUUCCUGACAGGAAGUGGAAAAGCAUGUCGACACUAAAAGCUACCAUGGAUGAGUUGUUACAGUGCACCGAGCAUGGGUUAACCCCAGCUCAGAUUUUGAACAGUUUUGCUCGCGCCUUACCUGAUCCCGUCCGAACUCAGUUAUAUCCCCGCACUAAAGAGGAGGGGAUGACCUAUGAAAAAUWUAGUAAGAUUGCAUUAGAUCAUGCAGGAUUUCUGGCUGAAGCCAACUAUUGCCACUAUUGGAAAGAUCUGCAAGGGGAAAACCGCACCAUCUCAGGAUCAAUACAUGGGAAAGACAACCUUCUUCUGAUCUUUGAAGAAGGAGGUGUCGAAUCACUUUCUUGGGACCAAAUAGAUUACGGUCUCGAUGAACCCAACAGACCGGUAGCUCAGGAGGGGAGUUACGCGGCUGUUGCAGCCCGCGGGGGAGGGCGUCAAGGAAGAGGGCGUGGCCGAGGAAGAGGUCGCGGCCGUGGCGGACGAGGAUUCGGCACCCAGAGGGGUGGUGGUGAAGGAAGCCACUACGUGGGAGGAAGGGGAAAUGGUCCCUCAUACGGUGGCCGUGGUUCUUACUCCACCUGGGGUAGAGGAAGAGGUUCAUGGUACAACAAGUGGGAUAAGCCAUACCCACCUCAUCCAGGCUUGCCGGAAGGAGAACCUUGGAAAGAAUUGGGAAUCACAGAGAAAGUUUGGGCCAAAAGAAAGAAGGCAGAUCAAUGCCUCAAAUGUGGGGACCCCGACCACAUUGUCCCCUAUUGCCCUGAUUAUAGGGGGCAAAAGGGAACAACCAGUAGAGGUGUCAGUUGCCUCUACCGGAGCUUCGACUGUUGAAAAAUCAGAAUCCUCCCUGUCGAAGGCUCCACUGGCAGAAACUGAACAGGAAGGAAGUCCCCAUCUAGUACACUGUCCAGAGGUGGCAAACGUAUGUAUCUCUCUAGAUGGAUCCCUCGCUAGCAUGGGUGAUGAGUUGGCCGCUCGUCGCCAAGCCUGGACUGAAAUGCGAAAAAAGAAAGGACAACUAAUAAUUGCAGAUCUUGAAGUAAACCGAACAAGAGUAG